Seriola aureovittata is the source of this 2710-nucleotide messenger RNA. It is a transcript of the gene elp3, whose product is annotated as elongator acetyltransferase complex subunit 3. Gene Ontology annotation, molecular function: acyltransferase activity, transferring groups other than amino-acyl groups; iron-sulfur cluster binding. Gene Ontology annotation, biological process: tRNA wobble base 5-methoxycarbonylmethyl-2-thiouridinylation. Gene Ontology annotation, cellular component: nucleus; cytoplasm; elongator holoenzyme complex. The transcript is spliced from 15 exons. Lineage: Eukaryota; Metazoa; Chordata; Actinopteri; Carangiformes; Carangidae. The record is from RefSeq and is a predicted model, not a curated record. Bases 143 to 1804 code for a protein of 553 amino acids.
UGCCGUACGACAGAAGCCGUAUGUGAACGCAACGUGGAGUUGUUUACUGUCUUUGACAGCCCUCUCCGGUUUAUUAAAUAGAUGUUGACCCUCUAACCAGCAGCCACCCGUUUUAAAUUGGACUAUUUGUUUAAAGGAGGAAAUGGGGAAGCCAAAGAAAAAGAGUGACCUCAGCCGAGCUGAGCUGAUGAUGAUGACCAUUGCUGAUGUCAUUAAGCAGCUGGUUGAAGCCCAUGAAGAGGGCAAAGACAUCAACCUCAACAAAGUGAAGACUAAGACUUCAGCUAAAUAUGGACUUGAAGCCCAGCCCCGAUUGGUAGACAUCAUCGCUGCUGUUCCACCACAAUACCGUCGUGCUCUGGUGCCCAAACUAAAGGCCAAACCUAUCCGCACUGCCAGCGGGAUCGCAGUUGUGGCUGUGAUGUGCAAACCUCACCGAUGUCCGCACAUCAGCUUUACAGGCAACAUCUGUGUCUACUGUCCCGGUGGACCAGACUCGGACUUUGAGUACUCUACACAGUCUUACACUGGUUAUGAGCCAACGUCCAUGAGAGCCAUCCGAGCCCGUUAUGACCCCUACCUUCAGACCAGGCAUCGGGUGGAGCAGCUGAAGCAGCUGGGACACAGCGUCGACAAGGUGGAGUUCAUCGUGAUGGGCGGGACCUUCAUGGCUUUGACCGAGGAGUACAGAGACUUUUUCAUCAGGAACCUACACGACGCCCUGUCAGGACACACGUCCAACAGUGUUGCCGAGGCUGUCAGGUACUCUGAACGCAGUAACACCAAGUGUGUGGGAAUCACUAUCGAGACACGCCCUGACUACUGCCUGAAGCGACACCUCAGUGACAUGCUGGGCUACGGCUGCACCCGGCUGGAGAUAGGAGUCCAAAGUGUGUAUGAAGACGUGGCCCGCGACACCAACAGAGGCCACACGGUGCGAGCUGUGUGUGAGUCUUUCCACCUGGCAAAGGACGCCGGCUUCAAAGUGGUCGCCCACAUGAUGCCAGACCUGCCCAACGUGGGCAUAGAGAGGGACGUGGAGCAGUUUAUUGAGUUUUUUGAGAAUCCAGCGUUCAGGCCUGAUGGUUUGAAGCUGUACCCAACGCUAGUGAUCCGAGGCACGGGGCUGUACGAGCUGUGGAAGACCGGCCGAUACAAGAGCUACACACCCAGCGCCCUGGUGGACCUUGUGGCCCGAAUUCUGGCGCUGGUGCCGCCCUGGACACGAGUUUACCGGGUGCAGAGGGACAUCCCCAUGCCGCUGGUGAGCUCCGGAGUGGAGCACGGCAACCUGAGAGAGCUGGCACUGGCCAGGAUGAAGGACAUGGGCACUGAGUGUCGAGACGUGAGAACCAGAGAAGUCGGCAUUCAGGAGAUCCACCACAAAGUCAGACCUUACCAGGUGGAGCUGGUGCGGAGGGACUACGUGGCCAACGGCAGCUGGGAGACCUUCCUCUCCUACGAGGACCCGGAGCAGGACAUCCUGAUUGGCCUGCUGCGUCUGCGUCGCUGCUCUCCACAGUCCUUCCGUCCUGAGCUCAAAGGAGGCGUGUCCAUCGUCCGCGAGCUGCACGUCUACGGCAGCGUCGUCCCCGUCAGCAGCCGAGACCCCAGCAAGUUCCAGCAUCAGGGUUUUGGCAUGAUGCUGAUGGAGGAGGCAGAGCGAAUUGCCAGAGAUGAACACGGCUCUGGAAAAUUAGCUGUGAUCUCAGGCGUAGGAACAAGGAACUACUACAGGAAGAUGGGCUAUGAGCUGGCGGGGCCGUACAUGGUGAAGGACCUGUACGGAGCGGGAAUGGACUGAACCCGGACAAUAAAAGACAAACAUACACACGCACAAAUGAUGUUAUUUAUCAAGACAAUAUCAUUGGGACAUGAUUCCCGCAGUAUUUUUAGUUAAGCUCUUCGAGCAUCAGAGGAUAUAAUGGUUUUUCUCUCAGCUCAUGCAUCUGUUUUUUAUCUGGAACACACUUGGGAAUGCUGUUCAUGCAUUUCUCCCGUUUUGUUUAGAUAAGGAGACGGUGUGAGGACGUCAGGAGUAAAGCAAAGCUAUUUGGGAUGAAGUCAGAGCUUCUUGUCACCGUGUCUUGAGUUCUGCAGACAGGCGGAUGUGGACACUGACAAUUUUGAAUGUUACAUUUUAGUCUGCUCCUUAUCUAAACAGCUUCCAAAGUAAGACACACAAACAAUGACGUGUUGGUAUUUUUUAGCUCUCCACAUUGAAAUAAAUGGGUUCCACCAGUGCCUUGUCAGUGACCUCUGUUCCAGCAAACAGGACUGAUUGAAUUUGACUAUGAGGCUGCUGAGGCAUUUUUUAAAUCCACUGAGAUGUCUGGGUAUCCCUUAAAUAUUUCUCUGUGUGUUCGUUUAGGACGAGGAACCUGUUUAGCAUCUCGGUUUGAGUUAAUCAUGUUUAUGUUGCGACUAAAUAGAAAACCCAUUAUGAGUCAAGCGUUCAUUAAUGGUUGGCAGUGGAUGAAUGAGCAGUGGGAAGCGUCCUCACUGGGCAGCCGUUGUGUAAUUGCACAAUUCUGAUUUAUAGGGCAGGAAAUUGAAUAUUAGCGUUACAUAAAUUGCUUUUUAAAGCUCCGCACUUAAUCCAGUUUCUUGUUUUAUUUUCAUGCAUGUGUUUUGGUGAAUUCCAGAUGUUGAACACAUCACUUGACCGUUUUUCUUUUUUCCUCAGAGAAUAAAGUAUAUUUCAGUUACA